This is a messenger RNA of Styela clava, 2890 nucleotides long. The record is from RefSeq and is a predicted model, not a curated record. NCBI's taxonomy places the organism in Eukaryota, Metazoa, Chordata, Ascidiacea, Stolidobranchia, Styelidae.
AUGUUUCAGCAGCGAAAUAUAGAUGAAAAUGAUGAUCAUUAUCCAAGUUCUUAUGCACCUGACGCACAAUUCAAACGUGUAUUUGAUAAACUUCCACUUUUGGUUGAAAAGAAAACUGGUGAAGAAGGAGAAGAGAUUUUGUUCAAAGAAAGAUGUAGAUUAUAUCGGUACGAUAAAGAUACAAAUCAAUGGAAAGAAAGAGGAGUUGGUGACAUUAAGAUUCUAUUCAAUGAUAUACUUAAUAUGUAUCGUGUGGUUAUGAGAAGAGAACAGGUUUUAAAAGUUUGUGCCAAUCAUGUAAUCAAUGAAAAAACAGAACCAAAGUAUCAUUUGGGAUCUUCAAAAACUUGUUCAUAUUUUACCUUGGAUUAUACAGCUGGAUCAAAACCUACAGCAGAGCAAUUCGCAUUCAGAUUCAAAACUGAAGGAAUGUGUAGAGCCUACAUGGACAAAAUAAAAGAAGUUAAAAAAGGUAAAACCACCGUAUCAGAAUCAACUCCAUCCACUGACAAACUUAAAUUUGAUGUUUCAAAUGUGUCUUUUAGGUUUUGUUCACCAAGUCCGCCACAGAGCGUAAACAAGUUUCGAUUAAAGUCUGCUAUUAGCGGAACUUCACAGAAAACUACAGAAAUUCCAGGUUCUACCAAAAAGAUUACUGAGACCGAGUCUGAUAUUGUUACUUUGAAUGAAGAACAAACUAAUGCUGAAGUUGGAAAGCAAUCCAUAUUUGGUGAUGCAAUGUUAAAUCUUGCAAGCAGUGGUGGAUUUGCUUCAUUUGCCGAUAUGGCUUCUGGUGUUCAGAAUGUUGGAUUUAAAAAAGAUCCUGCUUUUCAGUUUCAUGGCGCAGGGCAAGUAAUGUUUCAGCAGCAAAGUAGAGAUGAAAAUGAUGAUCAUGAUCUAAGUUCUUAUGCAUCUGACACACAAUUCAAACCCGUAUUGGAUAAACUUCCACUUUUGGUUGAAAAGAAAACUGGUGAAGAAGGAGAAGAAAUUUUGUUCAAAGAAAGAUGUAUACUAUAUCGGUACGAUAAAGAUACAAAUCUAUGGAAAGAGAGAGGAGUUGGUGACAUAAAAAUUCUAUUCAAUGAUAUACAUAAUAUGUAUCGUGUGGUUAUGAGAAGAGAACAGGUUUUAAAAAUUUGUGCCAAUCAUGUAAUCGAUGAAAAAACAGAACCAAAGUAUCAUUUGGGAUCCUCAAAAACUUGUUCAUAUUUCACCUUGGAUUAUACAGAUGGGCCGAACCCUACACCGGAGCAAUUUGCAUUUAGAUUCAAAAUUGAAGAUAUGUGUAAAGCCUACAUGGACAAAAUUGAGGAUGUGAAAAAACUUCAACAUAACGAACCUUCUUGUUAACUAAUGUUUUCUAGUGCUAUCAAAUAUUCACUCAUGGCAGUGUUUUCAUACCUAGUGCUUUUACUUUAACGCGAAAUGUGACUAUAUUAAUGUGUGAUUACAAGUUCACAUCAAUUUUUACGUAAUUUUUCUGAUAAUCAAUGUAGUUGGUCAACUAGAUCGAACAUUUCAAUGAUAGUAGAAGAAAUGAUGCCUCAUGGCCCCAUCGCCCCUUUAUUUAAGUUUUGACAUUUUAUAGCAUUUCUAGAGAAGUUUUUAUGCAAAAAAUACUGAAAUGAAAAAUAAUUGGAAAUUUUGUGAAAUGCUUAAUCUGUUUUAAUGUAAUUACAAGAUUUGAGGAGAAAAUUGCAUUUAAUUGAAUUGCGGAGGACUGGAGGCAGGCACAAUGUAGAAUACGGUACUUUAUUUCGCUAUUCUUUUAUCCCAAACAAAAACGUUUUAAUUUUAAUGAUAUGAGUACAUAUGCUAAUUCAGUUAUGAAUUGUUUAAGAAACUCGUCAUUCUAGAAUACGUGUGAAACGUGUGGCAAAUCAUGCAUUAAAGGAUAAAGAUAAACUUCAAUACCACUGAAAAUUUUUAAAAAGAUUAUUCAAAUGAAUCACACUUUUAAAUAUUUAUAGUAUCGUUAAAAGCACGGUCCAUAAAUAAGCUCCUCAAAACUAAUCAAAACUAAUUUUAUACCCGACAAAGCGCUAUUUUUACUUUUCAAAUCCCAAAAAUACACAACAUAUGGCAACAAGAGAAUUCAUGAAGCGCUAUUUCAUGAGGUAAUGUGACAAAGUAUUCUGGAUUGAAAUAUGAGAUUUAGCCGUCAAAUGCUAAAAAUAAAAUAACAAAACGCAUAUUCGUUUCUAACCCACACUCUAAACUUUUACUUUUUCCAUUUCCUUUCCAUCACUUCGUCACAUAUUUUAGAAUUUCACUAUAUAUUCAUAGGUUUAAUUUUCACUUGUGUUUCGUGUCAUUUUACAAUUUUUAAUGUUUUUUCUUGUUAAAUUUUAGAACCUAUGGACACGAUCAUUAUGUCCACAACCCCAUUAUGUCCAACUCCGACUCUCCAGAAGUGUGUGUACCAAUAUGGAAGUAACUAAUUUUGUUCGCCUAUAUUCACUUGGCUAACACAGACAGUCCCCGAACUCGUAAUCGAAAUAAAGUAAGGAAAAUUGGAAUAAAAUUAUGGCCUAACCCUAACCUGGUAAGUACCGAAACUUCUUCUUAUUCGAAAAAAUCAUUUAUGUAACACGUCGCCGUAAAUUAGUUUACGAGAUAAAAUGGUCGUUUGGAUUAUUUUUUAUAUAUAAAAGUAAAAUAUUGUGUGUUAUCAUAGCUUAGUGAAAUCAACAUAGCUGAUCAAUUAAUUUCAUGGAUCCACUUCGUAAGUUCUUGUGGGUUAGAAUCAACUUAGUCAAUCGUAUAAAAAAUUUCGUCGAUUGUUCUUGUGUGUUGUUAUCAAUCAACUUCGUAACAUCCUGUGUGUUAUAUUCAACUUCGUCGAUUGUUAUUCCAUUAUUCUGUGUUUUGUUUUCUCUUCUGACAA